Molecule: messenger RNA, 1635 nt
Organism: Gastrolobium bilobum
Lineage: Eukaryota; Viridiplantae; Streptophyta; Magnoliopsida; Fabales; Fabaceae
Product: NAD(P)H-quinone oxidoreductase subunit 5, chloroplastic-like
Biological process (GO): ATP synthesis coupled electron transport; electron transport coupled proton transport
Cellular component (GO): chloroplast
Molecular function (GO): NADH dehydrogenase (ubiquinone) activity
Source: RefSeq, a predicted model, not a curated record
UUACUUUAAACUAGAAGUAUUGUGCAAAGAUUGAACUGUUCCAUUUUUAUUUAUUAUUAACCGAACCCUUUACAAAAGAGAUAAAAAAAAUUUGCGAAUAAGCAACAAAACUCAUUAAAAAUAAACAUGUAUUUUUUUUUUUCAAUUUUUUUAUGGACUAUACAUAUCAAUCCUCGUGGAUCAUCCCUUUCAUUCCACUUCCAGUCCCUAUGUUAAUAGGGGCUGGACUUCUGCUGUUUCCUGUGGCAACAAAAAAUUUUCGCCGUAUGUGGGCCUUUACUAGUAUUUUUUUGCUAACUAUAGUUAUGAUUUACUCAGUCGACCUGUCUAUUCAUCAAAUCAAUAAAAGUUCUAUAUAUCAAUAUGUAUGGUCUUGGACUAUAAAUGCUAAUCUUUCUUUAGAGUUUGGAUACUUUAUUGAUUCACUUACUUCUAUUAUGUCAAUAUUAAUAACUACUGUAGGUAUUCUGGUUCUUAUUUACAGUGAUAAUUAUAUGUCUCAUGAUCAAGGAUAUUUGAGAUUUUUUGCUUAUAUGGGUUUUUUUAAUACUGCAAUGUUGGGAUUGGUUACUAGUUCUAAUUUGAUACAAAUUUAUAUCUUUUGGGAAUUGGUUGGAGUGUGUUCUUAUCUAUUAAUAGGUUUUUGGUUCACACGUCCUAUUGCGGCAAAUGCUUGUCAAAAGGCGUUUGUAACUAAUCGUGUGGGGGAUUUUGGUUUAUUAUUAGGAAUUUUAGGUCUUUAUUGGAUAACGGGUAGUUUGGAAUUUCAAGAUUUGUUUCAAAUAUUCAAAAAUUUGAUUUCGAAAGGUGAGGUUCAUAUUUUUUUUGUUACUUUGUGUGCUCUCUUUUUAUUUUGCGGUUCGGUUGCGAAAUCUGCCCAAUUCCCCCUUCAUGUAUGGUUACCGGAUGCUAUGGAAGGGCCUACUCCAAUCUCAGCCCUUAUACACGCCGCGACUAUGGUCGCGGCAGGAAUUUUUCUUGUAGCGCGGCUUCUUCCUCUUUUCAUAGUUAUCCCCUUUGUCAUGAAAGUCGUAGCUUUCAUAGGUAUAACAACAGUACUCUUAGGAGCUACUUUAGCCCUUGCUCAAAAGGAUAUUAAGAAAAAUUUGGCUUAUUCAACAAUAUCUCAAUUGGGUUAUAUGAUGUUGGCUCUAGGUAUGGGUUGUUAUAGAGCUGCUUUAUUUCAUUUGAUUACUCAUGCUUAUUCAAAAGCAUUGUUGUUUUUAGGAUCCGGAUCCAUUAUUCAUUCAAUGGAAGCUAUUGUUGGAUAUUCUCCAGAUAAAAGUCAAAAUAUGGUUCUUAUGGGCGGUUUAACAAAACAUACACCAAUUACAAAAACUGCUUUUUUAAUUGGUACACUUUCUCUUUGUGGUAUUCCACCUUUUGCCUGUUUUUGGUCUAAGGAUGAGAUUCUUAAUGAUAGUUUUGUAUUCACCAUUUUUCGCAAUAAUAGCUUUUUCUGCAGCAGGAUUAACUGCAUUUUAUAUGUUUCGGAUCUAUUUACUUGUUUUUGAUGGAUAUUUAAAUGUUCAUUUUCAAAAUUUCAAUGGAAAAAAAAAGAGUUCAUUCUAUUCAAUAUCUUUAUGGGGUAAGGGUAAAGAAGAUAAAAAAACAAAAAUUCAUUUAUUAUCUUUU